Bombyx mandarina (wild silkworm) is the source of this 776-nucleotide messenger RNA. Its product is annotated as activity-regulated cytoskeleton associated protein 2-like. NCBI's taxonomy places the organism in Eukaryota, Metazoa, Arthropoda, Insecta, Lepidoptera, Bombycidae. The record is from RefSeq and is a predicted model, not a curated record.
GUAGCCAACACAAAAGCAGUUUCGCUCGUUGCACAAAAAGGUACGACGGAGAAAGAAAUCAUAAUAAAGUAGAAGAAUUUAUCACAAAUAUUACUAUCUACAAGAAAAUUGAAAAAAUCACCGACGAAGACGCUCUCGAAGGAUUAACGUUGUUACUAACAGGACAAGCAGCUACGUGGUGGAGUGGCGUCAAAGGUGAGAUAAAAAAGUGGAAUCCAGCUUUAGACGCGAUCAGAAGUGCAUUUGCCCCAAAAAUGCAACCGCAUGAAGUUUAUCUGGAAUUGUUUGCGAAGAAGCAAACAAACGAAACUAUUGAUGCAUUCGUUUGUGACAAACGUGCCUUGCUAUCGCAUCUUCCAGCAAAAAGGCACAAGGAAGAAGAGGAACUGGAUUUCGUAUACGGACUCCUCAAUAUCCGCUUCAAAAAAGAAAUUCCUCGCUAUGAGAUCAAAUCGUUCUCAGAGCUAUUGGAACGAGGUCGACAUAUUGAAAACCUUGCCAAAGAAGCCGAAGAAAUUGCAGAAACUAGCCUGCGCACGGGUAUUGAGAGGAAGCAGCCGAAAAGAUGUUCGUACUGUGGCAAAAAAGGCCAUUUUCAAGAAGUUUGCCGUAAAAGAUUGUCAGAGGAAGCAAUGGGAAAAAAUAAGUCCUCAAGCGAAAGUGUACAGAUAAGCUGUUAUGGUUGUGGAGUACCGGGGGUAUUUCGCAGCAACUGCAAAACGUGUAAAAACAAUGAAACGCCGCCAAAUGUGAUGUUGCCAGAUGAAUUAAAAUAA